This is a messenger RNA of Gekko japonicus, 381 nucleotides long. Its product is annotated as transmembrane protein 163-like. Bases 1 to 321 code for a protein of 106 amino acids. Gene Ontology annotation, cellular component: synaptic vesicle membrane. Gene Ontology annotation, molecular function: zinc ion binding. NCBI's taxonomy places the organism in Eukaryota, Metazoa, Chordata, Lepidosauria, Squamata, Gekkonidae. The transcript is spliced from 4 exons. The record is from RefSeq and is a predicted model, not a curated record.
AUGCAGGAUGACUUUCUGUAUAGUGUUUCCAUUUUAAGUGGUAUCCUUUGCACUACCUUGGCAGUUAUCAAAUUUAUGUUGGGGAGUGUGCUUACCAGCAGAGCAUUGUUAACGGAUGGUUUCAACUCUCUGGUAGGAGGAAUAAUGGGAUUCUCCAUCCUACUAAGUGCAGAGGUUUUUAAACAUAAUGCCUCUGUUUGGUACCUGGAUGGAAGUAUAGGAGUUUUAAUUGGACUUACAAUAUUUGCCUAUGGAGCCAAGCUACUUAUUGACAUGGUUCCCCGUGUACGGCAAACACGUCAUUAUGAAAUGUUUGAAUAGAGACAGUGCUAUGUGAAUUGGACAAGGACUGCAGAAAGUGACAACAUCCAACAACUUGGC